GGCAACGAGCCUCGUGGCAUUAAGCGCGCCCGUACCAGCACUGCUGGCGAUGAUGACGAUGACGACGAUGACAAGCCUGGUCGUGAGCGUCGCAAGAUUGAAAUUAAGUUUAUUCAAGACAAAUCGCGGCGUCACAUCACCUUCUCGAAACGCAAGGCCGGUAUCAUGAAGAAGGCUUACGAACUUUCCGUCCUUACUGGCACUCAAGUGCUCCUUCUGGUCGUCUCUGAGACUGGUCUGGUCUACACCUUCACCACCCCGAAGCUUCAGCCGCUCGUCACCAAGCCUGAGGGCAAGAAUUUGAUUCAGGCAUGCCUCAAUGCUCCCGAGCCUCCGGACACUAACGGCGUCGACGGAGAGUCGGCUGUCGAUUCUCCUGAGGAGCAACAUGCUCCUCCGCCACCCAUGCCCCAAAACAUGCCUCCACAGAACAUUCCUCGUGGUCAAGCAAACGCGCCCUACAUCACCGCCGAUCAGCAACAAGCACUACAGUAUCAAGCUUAUCUACAACAGACACAAGGCGGCGCUUACCCGAUGCCUCCUCAGCAGCAAAUG
Molecule: messenger RNA, 555 nt
Organism: Dissoconium aciculare CBS 342.82
Lineage: Eukaryota; Fungi; Ascomycota; Dothideomycetes; Mycosphaerellales; Dissoconiaceae
Product: SRF-TF-domain-containing protein
Exons: 3
Biological process (GO): positive regulation of transcription by RNA polymerase II
Molecular function (GO): DNA-binding transcription factor activity, RNA polymerase II-specific; protein dimerization activity; RNA polymerase II cis-regulatory region sequence-specific DNA binding
Source: RefSeq, a predicted model, not a curated record